Messenger RNA from Pelecanus crispus (Dalmatian pelican), 1315 nucleotides. It is a transcript of the gene RAD51, whose product is annotated as RAD51 recombinase. The record is from RefSeq and is a predicted model, not a curated record. Gene Ontology annotation, cellular component: condensed nuclear chromosome. Gene Ontology annotation, molecular function: double-stranded DNA binding; ATP hydrolysis activity; single-stranded DNA binding. Gene Ontology annotation, biological process: chromosome organization involved in meiotic cell cycle; DNA recombinase assembly; mitotic recombination-dependent replication fork processing. Lineage: Eukaryota; Metazoa; Chordata; Aves; Pelecaniformes; Pelecanidae.
GCAAUGGCUGUGCAGAUGCAGUUAGACGCAAACGCAGAUACGUCAGCGGAGGAAGAGAGCUUUGGGCCACAGCUCAUAUCUAGGUUAGAGCAAUGUGGUAUAAAUGCAAACGAUGUGAAGAAAUUAGAAGAAGCUGGAUUUCACACAGUUGAGGCUGUUGCUUAUGCACCAAAGAAGGAGCUACUAAAUAUUAAAGGCAUCAGCGAAGCCAAAGCUGACAAAAUCUUGGCUGAAGCAGCUAAACUGGUUCCGAUGGGUUUCACCACAGCAACAGAAUUCCACCAACGAAGGUCAGAGAUCAUCCAGAUCACCACUGGGUCCAAAGAACUUGAUAAACUUCUUCAAGGAGGAAUAGAAACAGGGUCCAUAACAGAGUUAUUUGGCGAGUUUCGUACUGGAAAAACACAGUUGUGUCAUACCCUGGCAGUAACCUGUCAACUUCCCAUUGACCGAGGUGGUGGUGAAGGAAAAGCUAUGUAUAUUGACACAGAAGGGACCUUCCGUCCAGAACGUCUGCUUGCUGUGGCUGAAAGGUAUGGCUUGUCUGGCAGUGAUGUCCUAGAUAAUGUGGCGUAUGCUCGAGGUUUUAACACAGAUCAUCAGACCCAGCUCCUGUAUCAGGCAUCUGCUAUGAUGGCUGAAUCACGAUACGCGCUGCUGAUAGUGGACAGUGCCACAGCCCUUUAUCGGACAGAUUACUCGGGCAGAGGUGAGCUGUCAGCUAGGCAGAUGCAUCUGGCCAGAUUUCUGCGUAUGCUUCUUCGACUUGCAGAUGAGUUUGGUGUGGCAGUUGUGAUCACUAACCAGGUGGUAGCACAAGUAGAUGGAGCAGCCAUGUUUGCUGCAGAUCCCAAAAAACCUAUUGGAGGAAAUAUCAUAGCACAUGCUUCCACCACGAGACUGUAUCUGCGAAAAGGCCGAGGUGAAACCAGAAUAUGUAAAAUUUAUGACUCUCCUUGCCUUCCUGAGGCUGAAGCAAUGUUUGCUAUUAACGCUGAUGGAGUGGGAGAUGCUAAAGACUGAAGACUCCAUUUCAUCUCCCGUGUAACCCAAGACUCGGUGUCUGUAAACGGCUCCUUUCUUUGUGGCACCUUACAGAUGCUUUCCCAAUGCAGCGCUGGGAAUGCUGGCAGAGGAAUCUGUUGUAUUUCAGCGUAGAAGCCCAUCAGGUGAAUACACUUAGAUACACCAAAGGGUUUUGCUUGCAAAAACCCUCUUGGGCUUUAGUCACAAGUUAGAUUAACAUGGUUUCUUGAGAACAUUUUCAGAGGACCGUAGCCUUUGCAUUUUCCUCACGGCUGCUCCAGCUGGAUUC